Corythoichthys intestinalis (scribbled pipefish) is the source of this 3006-nucleotide messenger RNA. RefSeq names its product atonal bHLH transcription factor 8 (gene atoh8). Bases 944 to 1951 code for a protein of 335 amino acids. The record is from RefSeq and is a predicted model, not a curated record. Gene Ontology annotation, molecular function: protein dimerization activity; E-box binding; DNA-binding transcription factor activity, RNA polymerase II-specific. Gene Ontology annotation, biological process: sensory organ development; axon development; positive regulation of transcription by RNA polymerase II. The transcript has 4 exons. Gene Ontology annotation, cellular component: nucleus. Lineage: Eukaryota; Metazoa; Chordata; Actinopteri; Syngnathiformes; Syngnathidae.
GGGAGGGCGAGAGCUUCAGCCAGUCAGACGCCAGGCAUCCUCAGGUUCAAUGUUUGCAUGACCACUACGCACGCUGCUCCUCUCCUGGUCUUCUUCUCACUUACGUGGACCCCUUGGAUUCAAUGCAAAGGAGCCACUAAUGAACUUGUUUCCUUGGAACAUCGAAGGUGCCAUAACGUUGCACCGGGACCGAGAGCGCUGGAUGUGACAGAGGGAGGAAGACAGCGUGGAGUUAAAUUCAUUUGAACUCUCCUACUACCGAUGACACUGUCACGAGAGGUUUGCAUGACUUGAAACACUUUUAUCACUCGUGACAUCUUGUCAUUUGUAAUAUCGGGACUCAUCGGAGUUGUUUUACUUAGGUUAUUACCAUUUUAUUAACAGUCGAGAAGUAUUUCGGCACUGCUUUCUAUUCGUACCAGCAGCUGCGGCUUGACUACAGCUCCUGUGCGCGCGCGUGCGCAACAGUGUGGGUUAUUCACAGUGCUGCUAUGCAGACUGGCUGGAGCCACACUCAGACAGUCACGGCUUCACUGUAGCUCCAGUGUGUGUAUGUGUGUGUGUGUGCUCGCUCGGACUGCUUUCCAAUAGAGAAACAAAAAGAAAGCUCGCCACACACUGAGGAGAAAGCUAUCUCUCUUUGGUGACGACUCGUGCGGAAUCGCAUAUGUUCCACAGCUUUGUGUAUGAGUGCGGCUUGUUCAGGAUGCUGCUAUGCAGACAGAGUGGAGCCAUACGAAACCUGCUGGUAAAGUUCAAGUAACACACAUGACAGUGCAGCCGCUGUCAGUGCAGCACAGCGGUUUGUGUUGCUUUUGCACGUAUGAUCGGCAACCACAUUAAAAGCAAACAGAGAUGUUUUACUUGAUUUAAACAAAUUGCAGUAUUACUAUUUCAUUAUUGUUUUUGGCUUUCACUUGGGACAUUGCGGAUUGGCAGAAAAAUGAAGGACCCCCAUCCACUUACCAACAACUGGAUUAAAUCCCCCCGUAAAGAACCGGUGAUCAUCCCCAUGCAAAGCUCUCACAAGAAGUUCAAGAGAAAGUCUCGCGAACCGAAAAAAAUUUACAGUGAUUUUGAACCUGACGGGAUGAAAGCGUACGCGAUGGAUACGCCGGAGGGGGAUUUGCUGGAGGACCCUCAUUUGGAGCCUUGUAAUGUCACCAGGUUGGCUCCGAUCCACAGACACAUAAGAGUGUCACAUGAGGCGAGCGCCACCGGGAUUCUAUCAGGAGUGGUGGUAGCCCCGCCGCAGAGCAGCGCUUUGGACAUGAGGAUCGGCAGUGCCAUCGCUCCUAAACUGUCUCCGUUACCCAUCUCUCCGUUCGCUAAUCCGGAAAUUGUCCACUGGCCCGCGGCGAUAUCUCAGCCCCUCUCAAACAGAUUAAAACCGGGCCACCGCUCCAUAUUCCCCGUAACGCCCUCGUCCAACAACAUUCACAGUCUUUCACCCAACCGCCAAUCCUUUCCAAUUGACCCGUCCAUGUCAGGCCAAACUACAGCUCGGCCUGUCUCUCAAACCUCUCUGAACUCUCAAAGGCAAGACCAUGUAGAGCAACAGGGCCUUUCGCCAAAGGAGUCUUCUCGAAAGCGUGUAGGAAUGAGCGCCGACGGAACCGGACGUAUUCCAGAGGUCAAAGCCGUCCAACAGACGAGGAGGCUCCUAGCUAACGCCCGUGAGAGAACCCGCGUCCACACCAUCAGUGCUGCUUUUGAGGCCCUUAGGAAACAGGUGCCUUGCUAUUCCUAUGGGCAGAAACUAUCCAAGUUGGCUAUAUUACGGAUAGCGUGCAACUACAUCCUCUCCCUGGCGCAAUUGGCUGAAGUUGACCACACUCCUGGCCAUGGCAGUCAAAGCUUCUCUCAGUGUGUGGAACAAUGCACUAGGACCCUGCAGGCUGAGGGACGGAGCAAGAAGAGGAAGGUCGGAAGGAUGACAGAGGAUGUUUGAAGACUAACCAGAAGCUCCUAUCCUUAAAUGAAGACUGAGGCAAACUUUUAUUGCUAUGUGAGCAGAGCGUCAACUGUCAGUUUUAAUCAUGUAUUAGGGUAACAUAAAGGUUUGAGCUCAAUAUUUUAAAGCAUUUGUUAUUUAAGUUAAAAAAAAAAUGCAAGAGAUAAAAUGGCUACAGCGUAUUCAGUAUGUGUAAUAUUUGCUGUCAUAACAUUUGCAUAAUUGCCUGUACGUUUCAUUAACUGAUGGACUUGUAAACAAAUUCAUGUUUUUCUGUGGAAAUUUUAACUAUUUUGGAUUACUUAAACUAGCAGUGUCAAAAUGAAAUAUAGAAUAUGUUUACAUCAGAAUAUACUUUAUGUAUUAUUCUUCAUUUUCUCCUUUGUUAUGCACUACGUAAAGAAAAUCUUCUCAUUCCUGAUGCAAAUUCAGAAAUAAAUGUGAAUUUUCUAAAUCACAAACUACCCUCACAACAAAGUGCAGUAUUUUACAAUAUCUUAACUUCAAAGCAAAUAAUAAAAAUGUGUAAACCAGUUGUUCUAUUUCUUUGUGUCUAUUGGAAAUCGCCCAUUAGUGUCCUCCCAUUAAAGUGUAUUUUCUUACCUUAGUCAAACAGUGAUGUCAUACUCAUUUCAGUCGUGGGCCAUUAUGAGUGCAAACCCAUAAAGGGAAAAAUUGCCUUAUAUUAUACACCAAAAUUGAAUAACACUUGAUUUUGAAAUCUGAAGUCAUUAUUUCAUAUUAGAGGAGGAUUGGCAAUGAAAAUUACUUAGUACUUGAGUGUUUUUAAAUGUGACAAGAAUCUGUUUUUUUGGUAUUUUAGCAAGAAGCAUGAAGUCAAUGCAAGUUAAUAGCUUUGGCUGGCCACACAAAAUGAUGUGAUGGGCCAGUGCUGGCCCUCAGGCCUUGAGUUUGACACAGGUACCUUAGUGAAAGUCUCAGUUGUGUCACAAUGUUAUAAACAAAUUGAUUACAAGAUGGCUGCCAACACAUACAGCAUAUAACAACAACAUAGCGACAGUUUAGAUUUAGAUGUCAAUCAGACAUUUUGU